AUGGCCAUGGUUAUUCCCCUGGCGCAGAACACCUCCAGCAGCUCUCUUGUCGGUCAAAAUGGUUGUGUGACAGAAAGAGCACGCCUUAAAGGCUCAUUGGCAGAAUCCGAGCGAAUGUACCCUGAGUUACCCCCGAAUUUUGGGGAGGUUGUCGAAGGAAUCUAUCGCAGCGCAUUUCCCAGCCCUUGGAAUCUUCCCGCGCUUGAGAACCUGGGUCUCAAGACUAUAAUCACUCUCGUCGAGGAACCGUACGGUUUGAGUCAUAUGGGUUUUCUUCGCGAGAACGGGAUCGCGCACUUUCGCGUUAUCGUUCAAGCAAACAAGGAUCCCGAAGAGAAGACCCCUGAUCAUGUAAUCAAUGGUAUCCUUGAAAUUCUCCUCAACAAGGCCAAUCAUCCGAUUCUUAUUCAUUGCAACAAGGGAAAGCAUCGCACUGGCUGCGUAGUAGCUUGCUUCCGAAAGGUUCAAGGUUGGAACUUGCGCGAAGUCAUUGACGAGUAUUUAAGCUACUCUUGGCCAAAGUCAAGAGCUCUGGAUGAAAGGUUUAUCGAAGCGUUCGACGCAACCAAACUCGACCAGGUGGCUAAGGAUUCUGGUGCCAAAUUGUGGAAACCUACCGGUAACCAGAGAAAUCCAGAGCCCUAUGUGUUGCCCUCCACAUUUUGA
Messenger RNA from Aspergillus pseudonomiae, 666 nucleotides. It is a transcript of the gene yphA, whose product is annotated as tyrosine phosphatase family protein. Gene Ontology annotation, biological process: protein dephosphorylation. The coding region runs from base 1 to 666 and encodes 221 amino acids. NCBI's taxonomy places the organism in Eukaryota, Fungi, Ascomycota, Eurotiomycetes, Eurotiales, Aspergillaceae. The transcript has 4 exons. Gene Ontology annotation, molecular function: phosphatase activity; inositol diphosphate tetrakisphosphate diphosphatase activity. Gene Ontology annotation, cellular component: cytoplasm. The record is from RefSeq and is a predicted model, not a curated record.